AGUGCAUGGUCUUGUAUAUAGACAGCGAUCUCCGCCAUAAAAUGCUCUACUUCUACUUUCAAUUACUGUCCUACCCUAUCUAACCCCGUGGGACAUCAUUUGGCUCGUUCCUAUUCAGGAUGUUGUCGUGUCUCUUCCUGAUCCCGGUUGUCAUCGGCUACCUCGUUGUCGUGCGAAGCCUCAGAUAUCGUCGCGUGGAGCAGAUCCAGAAGCAGCAUGGAUCUACACCAGGGGAAUUCAAGAAUCUGAACUAUAGAGAUGCUCAAGCUAUCAUCGGUCAGUUAGGCCUCUAUGAGUGCCCGUGGACAUUCCUCGCUGGCAAAGAUUUCGCUUUUCUCAGAGCCUUCGCGAUUCCUGGCAUCUCAAAGGUCUCGGUGGGAGCAAAAGAGAUGGUCGACCGUGUCGGGAAACGCUACGCAGACACCACCGUUCUAGUCGGCGAGUUUCUCGUCAACGACAUUGACAGCGAGCGAGCUUGCGUCGCCAUAAAUCGCAUGAACUGGAUUCACUCCCGCUAUGGCAACAAGAUUCAAAUGGAUCAGAUGGUCUACACCCUCUGCCUACUCACCUGCGAAGCUCUACAGUGGAUCGACAAGUACGACUGGCGGCAGACGGUCGCGCUCGAGAAGCAUGCUUCUUGGGUAUUUUGGUACGAGGUUGGCCGUCGUAUGGGUCUCGAGGAUGUGCCCCAGAGCUUCGACGCAUGUGCUACCUUCAUUGAGGACUUUGAAUCACGCAAUAUGGCCCCGUCACAGGAUAAUGCCCUCAUCGCCAAGGGUGUUUUCUCUCUCUACGCGUCUACUCUCCCAGCUUUCCUCACUCCUGUUGUGCACGCCGUCUUGAAAGCAUUUAUGGAUGCGCGGCUCAGCGACGCAUUUAAGCUGCCAGUACAUUCCACCCCCUUCAUACAAUCGUUUCUAUCCUUCAUGUUGCUCGUGCGCAAGUAUUUUGUCCGUCACUUGAUGCUGCCGCGAUACUCUACAUUGCAGGUCUUUGGCGAGGAGAAUGCAGCCGGGUACCGUCCCAUGAUGUUUUGGGAAAUCGAGCCAUGGUAUGUCGCCUCGUCGAAGAACAGUAGUUGGCUCUACUCGGCCUACACCCGUUUUUUCGGUUUGCCCAUGGCCGGCGACUCAAAGUUCAGGCCGGAAGGUUAUAAGCUUCAGGAGAUUGGCCCAAAACAUCUCGAAGGCAAGGGUGGCGAGCAAGUCAUGUCUUUCGUCAAAGAAAACGAGGCUCGAUCUUUCACCACAUUUGGUCAAUUUUCAAACACGUUCUACACAAGAGGUGGAUGCCCAAUGGGCUUCGCGGAAGUAUCCGAAAAAGGAGGAUGCCCUGCAGGAUUUGUUAAGUUGUGAUGAGCGUCCGGUGUUUGUCUAGCAAGUAGACCUUGUACGUGUAGUCUCCACAUCCUGAUCUCCAGGCUGUCUAUGAACACUGUGUGUCCGUCCAGCCAAAGCGUCAGGGUGUAAUGGGAAAUAACCGGACUAAGACAACACCAUGGUUUAGUACCUGAGCAAGACAUCCUAUUCAGCUUCUCCAUGCCCGUGAUACUUACGCCCGUGGUUUUUUAUUUUCAGCCAUAUUGACCUGACUGUGCCGAGGAAGCUCGACGGC
Molecule: messenger RNA, 1614 nt
Organism: Dothidotthia symphoricarpi CBS 119687
Lineage: Eukaryota; Fungi; Ascomycota; Dothideomycetes; Pleosporales; Dothidotthiaceae
Exons: 2
Coding region: 120-1355 (411 amino acids)
Molecular function (GO): oxidoreductase activity
Source: RefSeq, a predicted model, not a curated record